This is a messenger RNA of Lotus japonicus, 5695 nucleotides long. RefSeq lists its product as uncharacterized. Bases 541 to 5661 code for a protein of 1706 amino acids. The transcript has 3 exons. NCBI's taxonomy places the organism in Eukaryota, Viridiplantae, Streptophyta, Magnoliopsida, Fabales, Fabaceae. The record is from RefSeq and is a predicted model, not a curated record.
AAUUAAAACAAAGAACAUAUAUAUUUAAUACACAAUUAAAAAAAGUAAAAAAAAAACAUAAUAUUUAACAAAAAUUUGAUUUUAAAUAGCAAAAGUCACCGAGGGCACGGUGGAGGUAAAAUAUCAUGAUACGGAGAAAUUUGAAAUUACUAGUAUUUUGAAAUUUGAACUCCAAUUUACAUGCUGCUGUAUUCAGUUUCCAAUCCGCAAUUAAGAAAGCACAAUAGUACAAUACUCUUUCCUUAUUGGAAGGACGGAAGGUAGAGGAGGAAACUGAAACGAAACUGUUGUUGUGGAAUUUGAAAAGUAACUGAUCUCUUUACCGUACAAUAAUAACAAUAAUUAUUGACCAUAUAUUUUCCAAGUCUUUUCAACUUACUUCGCCAAGAAGGAAAGAAAGGAAAGGAGUCUCUCUCUUUGUCUUCCCAAUAAUAAGUAAAGCAAGUAGCAACAACACUCACUUUUCUUCUGCUUCCCUCUUUCUAACGUGUAUGUGCUUCUUCACUAGUACUAGUUACUUCUGAUCCUGUGAUUUUGAUAAUGGCUGCUACACCAAAAGAACAUGUUGAAGAGAUACGAAGCAACAAAUUCUCCAUUGGCGGCAAACCCAACCCUUUAACUGAGGAUCUUCACCAGGCUGUCAAGAAUCUCUCUGCUGAACUUUAUGCUAAAGAUGUGCAUUUCCUCAUGGAACUUAUUCAGAAUGCUGAAGAUAACCAGUACCCUGAGGGAGUGAGUCCAGCCCUUGAAUUCAUAAUAACUUCGGAGGACAUUACAGAUAGUGGUGCUCCUGCCACAUUGUUGAUUUUUAACAAUGAGAAGGGUUUCUCUCCAAGAAACAUCGAAUCUGUUUGCAGUGUUGGACGGUCCACGAAGAAAGACAGUAGGAGCAGUGGUUACAUAGGCGAGAAAGGAAUUGGUUUCAAGAGUGUAUUUUUGGUUACUGCUCAGCCUUACAUAUUUAGCAAUGGAUAUCAGAUAAGGUUCAAUGAGAAGCCUUGUCCACAUUGCUGUCUUGGUUAUGUAGUUCCUGAAUGGGUUGAGGAGAAGCCAACACUUCAAGACAUAAGACAGAUAUAUGGCAAAGAUUCCCUUCCAACCACGACCAUCGUGUUGCCUCUGAAGUCGGAUAAAGUCAAUGCUGUGAAGCAGCAACUCUCCAGCAUUCAUCCAGAAGUUCUAUUAUUCCUUUCAAAAAUCAGACAACUCUCUGUCAGGGAACACAAUAAGAAUCCUAAACUGAAUACGGUUGCUGCUGUCUCUAUUUCAAGUGAGAUUAACUUCAUGACGAGGAAGAAUAUGAAUGCUGAGUCUUACACGCUUCAUCUUUCCGCGGAGGAAAGUUCUAAUUCUGGAAAGGAAUGCAGCUACUACAUGUGGAAGCAAAAGUUUCCUGUGAGGGUGGAAAAUGUAGUGGAAAGGAGAACGGGCGUGGAGGAAUGGGUUAUAACGCUAGCCUUCCCGAAUCAGGAGAGGCUUCACAGGGGAUUGAGCUCACCAGGAGUGUAUGCCUUUCUUCCUACAGAGAUGGCCACUAAUUUCCCUUUCAUAAUUCAAGCAGAUUUUGUUCUUGCUUCGUCACGCGAAACAAUUCUCAUGGAUGAUAAGUGGAACCAAGGUAUACUUGAAUGCAUUCCAACGGCUUUUAUGGAUGCAUUUAAAACACUUGUAAUAGGUUCAGAUGAAGCUCCCGUUUCCAGUUUGACUCAGAUGUUCAGAUUCCUUCCUAUUGAGAGUUCUCCAUAUGAGAAGUUAAACCAUGUCAGAGACAAAAUCAAAGCAAAACUUCUUGAAGAAGCCAUUGUUCCUAUUGAGACAUACACUGAGCAGAAGCACUUUUACACGCCUCGCGAAGUUGGCAGGUUACUUCCUGAAUUCUGGAAUAUUUUGAGUAAGGCUCGAUCGGAACGAGUGUACUUGCUUGACCUGUCUUCUCAUGAUGGGAGGAAAAUCUUGAGUUCUGCUUUUGACAGAAGCGAGUAUGACCGCGUACUCAAUUUUUUAGAGGUGAAACCAGUCAAUGUUGAUUGGUAUGCAAAGUGCAUCCAGAGCUCUAAUCUUGUAGAUGGAGUGUCAGAAGAUGUUUAUCUGGAGCUUCUGUUGUUUGUUACUGAAAACUGGUUAACAAUGUUUAAGGACUCCAAGAUGGCGAGAGUUCCUUUGAUUAAAUAUGUUGGUCCUGAUGGUAGUCUGUCCCAUUUCAGUUUUUAUGAUUGCACACAGGGUUCAAAGCAAGUAGUCCUAGCAGAUUCAAGAGAUUCAAGUGAGUCAUGUCCUUGCUCGUGGCUGAUUGAUUGGAACAAGGAAUUCGCAUGUUCAUCCAACAAGUUUUUUAUGCCAGAAAGCACACAGGAGGCUAUCUUGCAAUUUUCUCAGAAGCGGACUUUGUUGGAAUUGCUAGAAAAUCAAGUUCAUGUUAAGACUUUGAAACUGUACACUUUUGCAAAUGGCCUUUGCAGUUCUAUUAAAAAUAACCGCAAGCGUGCCAUUGCAUAUGCUCAUUUCUUGUAUCACUCAUUCAAUAAACACUACUUGUCGAGUCGGCAGGUCGAUGAUCUAUGUGGUUCUAUGCCACUUGUGGAUAAGGAUGGAUCUGUGACUGAAUGCAGGAAAGGGGUUCUUGUACCUUCAGAGGGGAGCAAAUGGGUAGACUUGAUUGUCACUAAUCCAUGGAGAAGCGAAAACUAUGUUGAGCUGGGAAAUGAGUACUUGCGUUCUUCUCAUUAUGCAGGUAAAUAUACAGGCCCUGGGAAACUGAUUGAAUUCCUAAAAAAGCAUGCUGAUGCUUCUGACAUACCCUACAUUUCUCCUCCUAAUGCUGGAUUAUCUGCCGUAGAGACGCCCCUAAAGGAAUAUAAUGCCUUUUUGCUUUUGGAUUGGAUUCGAAACCUGAAGUCUAGAGGAGUGCAGCUGCCAGAAAGGUUCUUGAAAUGUAUAAAAGAAGGGAGCUGGCUUAGAGUUACAGCCUAUGGAUUCAGGCCUCCUUCCAAGUCGUUCUUAAUUCGCUCAUCAUCAUCAUUGGGACAGCUUCUGCAAACUGGUUCCGUUCUUGUUGACCUUCCACUGAUCGAUGAGAGCUUCUAUGGGGAAAGAUUAAAAGGUUAUGACGAGGAGUUGAAAACAGUUGGGGUAAUGUUCAGUUACGACGAAGCAUGUGAAUUCAUUGGAAAGGAACUAAUGACUCGUGCAACUUCUUUCAAUUUAAGUAAGAGUCAUGUACUUUUGAUGCUCAAGUUUAUUCAGUAUCUCAGGAAAAGUUUACUUCCUCUAGAAAAAUUUGUCAACAGAGUGAGAGGGGGAAGUUGGCUGAAGACUUCUCAUGGUCUCAGGUCUCCUGUAGGAUCUGUAUUGUAUGAUUCUGAAUGGGAAGUGGCAUCACAAAUUAGUGAUAUCCCUUUCAUUGACCAGUCUUAUUUUGGUGAUGAAAUACAUGAUUUCAAAGAGGAACUCAAGUUGUUGGGUGUGAUAGCUGGCUUCACUGAAAAUUACCAAGUUGUAGUUGAUCAUUUAAGAUCACCUUCAAAUCUGGUUCAUUUGUCAGCUGAUGCUGUACUCCUGAUAAUGCAAUGUGUAAGGUCCUUGCAUGCUCCUAGUAAACUCUUGAAUUCACUGAAGGGAACAAUUUUCUUGAAGACCAACCUGGGUUAUAAAAAACCAAGUGAAUGUUUCUGGUAUGACCCUGUGUGGGGCUGCAUCUUUGAGGUUUUUGAUGAUGUUCCUGUGAUUGAUCAUAAGUUCUAUGGUGAGAAGAUUUUCACUUACAAACAUGAAUUGAAGCAAAUAGGGGUGGUUGUUGAUUUUGAAGAUGCUAUUGAUAAGUUUGCUCCUCUUUUCAAACAAAAGGUUUCGAAAAAUUUAUUUAACCCACAGCAUGUCAAGUCAUUUCUCUCUUGUUGCAAGAAGCUCAUGGCAACUGAAUACAAAUUUCCUUCUGAUUUCUCACUCAUUAUACGACAGCAGAAGUGGUUGCAGACAAGGCUUGGUGAUUAUAGGGACCCAAGACAGUGCAUUUUAUAUGGUCCAGAGUGGAAAUCUAUCUCUUCAAUAACUCUUCUCCCUUUCAUUAAUGACAGUGACAAUUGCUAUGGUAUGGGAAUACAUGAGUACAAGGAAGAGCUGAAGAGUUUUGGUGUUGUUACUGAAUUGAAAGGUGGUCUGCAAUUUGUGCCUAAAUAUCUGAAAUUCCCCUCAGACCCCUCCACCAUUACUCCCGAAAGCGUGUUUUCUUUGUUGGAGUGUAUCCGACUUCUAAUGCAAGAGAAGAAGCUAGUCAUUGAAGAUUAUCUCACAAAAAGAUUGUCCAGAAAUUGGUUAAAGACUCAUGCUGGUUAUCUUCCUCCUGAUAAGUGUUUGCUGUUUGGUUCUAAAUGGGAUUUGUACCUGAAGCCAAGUGAUGGUCCAUUCAUUGAUGAGAAUUUUUAUGGACCUAAAAUUGCAUCAUACAGCAAAGAACUCAAUGAAAUAGGAGUUAUUGUUGGAGUAGAGAAAGGAUGCAACUUGGUUGCUAGUCACCUGGACUAUCUCUCUAAUUAUGAAACCAUUGUAAAGAUAUAUCUGUACUUGAACCAACAGAGCUGGAAACCUGAGGAUAAAGCUGCCAAAAAUGUGUGGAUUCCAGAUAGAAUCAAAGGUGGAAAGUGGGUCAAUUCUGAAGAAUGCAUCAUACAUGACCCGGAUAAUCUUUUUGGUUCUAAGUUUCAUGUUCUUGAAGGCAUAUAUGAUAAGAAGAUUCUUCCUUUCUUCUCCUUUGCCAUCGAAGUCAGAAACAAGCCCUCACUUGACGAUUAUGUCGCCCUUUGGAAUGAUUGGGAGAGUUCUGUGGAACAGUUGCCAUUUGACAAGUGCAGCAUGUUCUGGAUGUUUAUCUUGAAGCAUUUGAGCUUACAUCCAGAGAAGAAGCUUUCUGAAAGCUUGAAGAAACUUCCUGCAGCAUCAGGCAACAAUGAAAUAUUUUUAUUGGAUAAAGAGGAUGUUUUUAUUCCUGAUAACCUUCACCUGAAGAAGAUUUUCGAGGAUGAAACGGUUUUCGCUUGGUAUCCUCAGCAGAACCUGGCGCCAUCAUUGAGGUGUAAAUUGUUUGAUAUUUACAGAAAAAUCGGUGUUCGAAAUAUCUCUGAAUCUCUGCAGAAAGAAGAAUCAUCAUUUCUGAAUGAGGUUGAGCUCCAGCAGGUUGAUCCAAAUACUAUUUUCAAUGUGAAGGGACUUGUUACACUUAUUCUUGGUUUUCUUGCUUGCUCUAGCCUACAAAUGGAACCAGGAAAGAGACAUGAAGCUGUUAAAGGUCUUUUAAACCUGAGUUUCCUUGAGACAUUGGAACCAAUCACGGUGAGCUAUAGUUUGUCACUAUCUUCAGGUGACGUGAUUACCAAGAAAGCUAACAGAAUAGUGCGCUGGGAAAGGCAAGGCUCCAAGUUUUUCACCCACAAGAUGAAUGGGCUUUCUGGGAAUUCACUGAAAUAUGCUACUUAUUUCUCUGAAGCAGUAUCCGAGGGUGUUCUGCGUGAGAAUCUUGAACACAUUCCUGAACUCUGUGAGCUCAUCAAGUUGGGUUUUGUGCUGAAAUUUGAGAAAGAAGAAAUUGAAUUUCUGAUGGAGUCCAAGAAUCUGCAGAUUUCAUGUGAGGAUGAGGAGUUCCUAAGUUCUGCAUUCCCAUCUGAAUAAGUCUACUGCAUAGAUCUUAAGCUUUACUUGUUAC